Solea solea (common sole) is the source of this 3829-nucleotide messenger RNA. RefSeq names its product UDP-glucose pyrophosphorylase 2b (gene ugp2b). Gene Ontology annotation, cellular component: cytoplasm. The transcript is spliced from 10 exons. Gene Ontology annotation, molecular function: UTP:glucose-1-phosphate uridylyltransferase activity. The coding region runs from base 258 to 1787 and encodes 509 amino acids. Lineage: Eukaryota; Metazoa; Chordata; Actinopteri; Pleuronectiformes; Soleidae. The record is from RefSeq and is a predicted model, not a curated record. Gene Ontology annotation, biological process: UDP-alpha-D-glucose metabolic process; glycogen metabolic process.
AGGAAUUACUCUAGCAUGUUUUCACAUUGAGACACUGUUUGUGACUGGAUGGAUGUAUCUUUAGUUUUGUUUCAUUUCAUUUUUUAUUCAUUCUUUUUUGGCUGGGGGAGAAGGUAGAUGGGAUGUCUUUUUGUGGCAUUUUAUGAAACUUAACUGGACCUGUCAGACACGGUCUGUUUGCGUCGGUGUUGGAUUUAACUUAACUUCUUAUUUUACUGCACGCGUUCCUGAAUUGUUCGCUAAUUGGCAGAGAAAACAUGGCAAUUUACGUACAGGGUCUGAGUAACGUUGGAGUGGCCAACACAGGGAUGGCUCAGUUCCAGCAAAUGAUGCGGCAGCAGCUGGAGACCUCCAUGCACACCGAGCUGGAGAAGCUGCUGGACACCACCACAGAGGCCGAGAGAGAGGUGUUCAAGAAAGACUCUGAGGGCUUCACAAAUCUUUUCCACAGAUUCCUGCAGGUGAAGGGGCCUUCAGUGGAGUGGAUUAAGAUACAAAGACCUCCAGAAGACUCAAUUCAGCCCUAUGAUAAGAUUGCUGCUCGAGGCCUGCCCGACAAUGUGGCAGACAGUCUGAACAAACUGGUGGUGGUGAAGCUGAAUGGAGGCCUGGGCACCAGCAUGGGAUGUAAGGGCCCCAAGAGCCUGAUCAGCGUCCGCAAUGAGAACACGUUCCUGGACCUCACCGUGCAACAGAUAGAGCAUCUGAACAAGACUUACAACACAGACGUGCCCCUGGUCCUCAUGAACUCGUUCAACACGGAUGAGGACACAAACAAAAUCCUGCAGAAGUACAGGCACCACCGCGUGAAGAUACACACUUUUAACCAGAGCAGGUACCCUCGCAUUAACAAGGAGUCCCUCCUUCCUGUGGCCACAAACCUGGGCACGAAUGGGCAAAACACAGAAGGCUGGUACCCUCCAGGCCACGGCGACAUCUACGCCAGCUUCUACAACUCGGGCUUGUUGGAUCAGCUGAUCAAACAGGGCAAGGAGUACAUCUUUGUGUCCAACAUUGAUAACCUGGGGGCCACUGUUGACCUCCACAUCCUGCACCACCUGGUCAGCCAGUCCAACUCCAAGCGCUGUGAGUUCAUCAUGGAGGUCACAGACAAGACACGUGCUGACGUCAAGGGUGGCACUCUGAUCGAGUAUGAAGGAAAACUGCGUCUGCUGGAGAUCGCCCAGGUGCCCAAGGCCCAUGUGGACGAAUUCAAAUCUGUGACAAAGUUUAAAAUCUUCAACACCAACAACCUGUGGAUCUCUCUGGCUGCUAUCAAGAGGCUGCAGGAACAGAAGGCAAUGGACCUGGAGAUCAUAGUCAACCCCAAGACGCUGGACGGUGGACAGAACGUCAUCCAGCUGGAGACGGCGGUCGGAGCGGCCAUCAAAUGCUUCGACAACGCCAUGGGGAUAAAUGUACCUCGCAGCCGCUUCCUGCCCGUCAAGACCACGUCGGACCUGCUGCUGGUUAUGUCCAACCUGUACAGCCUGGACGCCGGCUGUCUCACCAUGAGCCCGAAGAGAGAGUUCCCCACGACCCCACACGUCAAGCUGGGCAGCUCCUUCACUAAGGUUCAGGAAUAUCUGAUCCGCUUCGAGAGCAUCCCCGACAUGCUGGAGCUCGACCACCUGACGGUGUCCGGAGACGUCACCUUUGGGAAGAACGUGUCGGUCAAGGGCACCGUCAUCAUCAUCGCUAACCACGGAGACCGCAUCGACAUCCCCGCCGGUUCAAUGCUGGAAAACAAAAUUGUCUCCGGCAACCUCCGCAUAUUGGACCACUGAGGCCUUUUUCACCCCCAAACCCAUCAUGUGAUCUCACUGGCUUUAUCCCAGUCAUGUGACCUGUUCAUUUCUUUGUUGUUGUUUGUUUUUGUCUGACAUGAGCUGAGCGUGAGAGGCAGUGGGACGUGUGUGAGUGCAUGUGCAGUGCUUUUCUGCACUCUCAUCGUGCACAGCUGUUCUGUUGGGACCGUGUAAAGCCCUCUACAGGCUCUUUAUUAAUAAUAUUAUACGUUUACAUUAUAUGAUGAUAAUAAUAAUAAUACCAUUUAUUUUAGCUGUCACUUUACAUAAUGACUUAUAUUCAUGAUGCAGAAAAACUAAAUCUAGAUUUGAUUUUAUAUUCUAGAAAAUGAAGCCUACCAAUAAGUAGAAAAAUAGAUUGAAUUUAUUAAAAUGCAGUAAUAAGACUGCACAGUUUCAUCCUCCUCGUUAUGCACUCGCAGCACUGCUAAUGUAAUCACACCGUGUACUGUAACUGUACUGUACUGCAGCCACUGAGGGGAAAGUUUUUUUUUUCAAGCUCAAAGAUUUCACUCCAUGAUUCAUGGUUCUACACUUUAAGUGAAAUCAUGUUUCGUAUCAUUUUAGCAGUUGUUCUUCCCGUUUGACUCGUCAGUGUUUAAAUAUUCCUGCUUAGACAAGUGUAGAGACAAAGACGUGACUGUGUAUUUGGGAAUAGAGCAAGGAAACAUUUGAAAAGGCGUUGAUACAAAUUGUCCUAUCGUUUCCAGACGGAAGUAUCUGGAUAUUUCACCUGCGGUUCUGCACAUAAACAAAAAAAAAGUCCAAAUAUCACAAAAAGCUUCUUUGAGGGGGAAAAUGUUGGAGAAUCAGUCAAAGAAAGAAAGUGAGCAGCCACAACUCUAACGACGGUAGUUGAUGGUUCUUUAAGACCAUGAAGAAUUACAAAGAAGUGUGAGACUGUUGAUUAGCAGACAAAAGCCAAAGAAAGAUCAGGAGAGACAAAACCGUCUGAAGUCACAGUGAAAGAUUGAGUGCUGAUACGUGUGAAAGGAAUACAUUCACACCAAUGUACAGGUCCAAGAAAUAAUCAAAACAUGAUGAAUGAGAAACUGAGAGUGACCACACUCACCGCUGUCAGUGCAGCAAUCAAACAAAAGAAGAAAAACAAGUGACGGAAUAUUAACGAGACAUAGAAAACAAACCAAACAAACAGCUUAAAUGUAUUUAAAAUGAUUUUUUUUUAUUAUCCUAUUAAAUCUUGACUCGUUACACAAAGUCAAUCUCACUCUCAGAGUUAGACAACAUCCGGACGACUCAGACUAUGACGUAACAUGAGGUGACAUGAAGGUGCACGCGCACGUGAAAAAUCACCACAAUCACAAAAACCACGCCGCUCACAGAAUAACGGCACACGGAUCAUUUGUAGAACCAUGAAGAAAUCAAGGCUACAAAGAAAUGAAUUUGUAAACUUCUUCCAAAAGCACUGUUAACUGUGACUUGUACAUUACAGAGUGGACAACAUAAUCCCACUUGGUAUUUCAUUACGUGGAUGAAAAGCCUGCAGGGGUUUGUGCCACAGGAGAGACUUACACAUGUUGUGUCUGUCUCUUUGUUCUGCCCUGUCACGGACCUUAUCCUGUAUUAGAACCAUGAUUUUAUGUAACAGUUGAAGGUUCAAAUGCACUGUGCCAUUAUGAUGAAGAACAGAACACAUUGUGCAUUGUUAUUAUUAUUAUUUUUUUGGUUUUAUCCGGUAUGUGUGUUCACAUUUUAAGCCUCAUGUUGUGUGAAACCAUGUGCCUCCAUUCCAGUGUCAGACCUCUCACUCUGUUCCAACUCCACUCACACAAAGCAAGGAGGGACAUUUUAAAAACGUGUACAAUAAGUUUCAGUCUGGGAAAACUUCAGAUGGGUCCGACGUGUGUGUGUGUGUGUGUGUGUGUGUGUGUGUGUGUGUGUGUGUGUGUGUGUGUGGGGACCAGGAGCCUGAAAGCAAUAAGUGUUGAUCUGUGACAGUGUGGAGGUUCCAGUCCAGCUCCGCCUCUUAACACAGCUGAAUAAAGUGCAAUAUGAAAUCA